Molecule: messenger RNA, 5463 nt
Organism: Chlamydomonas reinhardtii
Lineage: Eukaryota; Viridiplantae; Chlorophyta; Chlorophyceae; Chlamydomonadales; Chlamydomonadaceae
Exons: 26
Coding region: 303-4004 (1233 amino acids)
Biological process (GO): protein import into nucleus
Cellular component (GO): cytosol; nuclear envelope
Molecular function (GO): small GTPase binding
Source: RefSeq, a predicted model, not a curated record
UCGGACACUGUCGCCAAUUAUCGGGGAGGUUCUCGGCCUCGUUUGCGAAUGGACGACAGGUGGAUACGAUAGCCGACAGCUGCACUAUGGAUUCGGGGAACCAAUCUCAACUUCUCAAGACAGUGUUUGUUUUGCUCGCCACUGAUAUUAACAUAUUAACUAUAUUUAGUUUGAUUAUUUCCAGCGAACUCUUGCAUGCGCACAGUGAAGAAGCCUUCCGACUACAGCGCCCAAUUUACGUUGACCGGCUCCUUAUUGUGGCCAUAGUUAAUAUAGUAUACUGAUUACGUGAAUAGAAUAGGAUGGCGGCUGGCGCCUCGGAGGCGACACAACAUGUGUUGCGCUGCCUGCACACAUUAGUUUAUUCAAUUGACACAGAUGCGCGGAAUACCUCGGAGCAGCAACUUCAGGCAGCAAUUGGCCACGAGGGCUAUACGUCGCUGCUCGCCACGCUGAGCACGGAUGGCCGAAUAUCAGACGACCUGGGCGUGCGCCAGCUAGCAGCCGUGAUCUUGAAGCAGGUCAUAAAGAAGCACUGGUCGGCGGAGGCACCAAAAUUCGAGGCGCCGGAGCUGUCCGCCAACGAGCGGGCCCACAUCAAAGCUGUGCUGCCCGCUGGCCUGGCGCAAGAGAGCUCAAAGCUCCGGACAGCAGUCGCGAUGUGCAUCGCGGCCAUCGCGAAGAGCGACCCGGACGGCUGGUCGGGGCUGGUGGAGAAUCUAGUCGGCGCCAUUCACACCCAGCGCGCCACCAACAAGGCACUCGUGCAUGGCGCUAUCCGCUGCCUGGCGCUCCUCAGCGAUGACAUAGACGAGCAGCAGCUGCCGCAGGUUGCCCAGGCGCUGCUGCCGGAGCUGCUGGCUGUUGCCUCGGACGCCUCGCCGGGCACUGAGGAGCUGCGCGCGGCGGCGCUGUCCAUCCUGUGCGACCUGCUCAAGAGCCUGGGCGUCAUGGCGGGCGUGUACCAGCGCCAGGUUCGCGACCUGCUGGUUCCGCUGGUGGAGCCGUGGCUGCCGCUGCUGUGCGCGCAGGUGGCGGCGCCGCUGGACGUGGAGGACGCUGCCAGCUGGUCUACCCGCAUGCUGUGCCUGCGCUGCCUGACGCAGCUGGUGUCGUUCUUCAGCAAGCCGCUGCAGGCGCACAUGCAGAGCAUCAUGGGCGCGUGCUGGCGCAUGUACACACAGUCCCUGCCCCUGUACACGACGCACCUGGUGCUUACGCCCGCGGAGGGCGGCCAGGCGCCCGACCCCACCGAGGACCCGGCCGGCGCCUCCGCAGCUGCUGCUACUGCCACCACCCCCGGCAGUGCUACAGCCGCUGCUACAGCCGCUGCUGCUGCUGCUACUGCCGACGGCGGCGGCGCUGCGGUGGACGCGGAGGGAAAUACGCUGGACCCGGAGUCGCUGUUGGCGCAGCUGUUUGAACUGCUGAUGGCGCUGGUGGGACUGCACAGGUAUGCCAAGCUCAUAAAGCCGGCACUGCCCGAGAUGGCGCACCUGGCUGUGGCGUACAUGCAGAUGACCAGCCGCCAGGCCGCCGACUGGGCCGCCGACGCCGCCGCCUACGUGGCGGACGAGGAUGACUCCAUGUUCACGGUGCGAGUCAGCGGAGAGCUGCUGGCGGACAGCCUCAUGCAGGCGUUCGGGCUGGACGCAGCGGGGGCGCUGAUGGAUGCUGUGGAGCGCCGCGCGGCGGAGGCGGCGGCGGCACGCGCGGCGGGGCAGGCGGGAUGGUGGAAGCUGCGAGAAGCUGCGCUGCUGGCGGCCGGCUGCUGCGCCGCCUCCUUCCCCGGCGGGCUGCCCGGCGAAGACGGCGGCGGCGGCAUGGGCGGCAUGGGGGGAGGCGGCGGCGGCGGCGCGCGGCAGCGGGCGGCGGCGGGUGCGCUGGUGGCUCGGCUGCAGCGGCUGAUGGAUGAGGUGGUGGCGCUGGACCUAAGGGCCGGCGCCUGCAACCCCCUGCUAGUGGGUCGCGCCCUGUGGCUGGCCGCCCGCCUGCAGCCGCUGCUGCGGCCCGACCAGCGGCCGGCGCUGCUGCAGGCGGCGGCGGCCGGGCUCAACAGCACCCUGCCGCCGCCCGUCAAGAUUGGCGCCUGCCGUGCGCUGGCCAGUCUGGUGGGGCGCGUGCCGCCGGCGGUGCUGAGCGGCCCGGGGCCGCAAGGCGCGGGCAGCCCCGGCGGCGCCUGCCUGUCCGACUGCCUGUACGGCGGCUGUGUGGCUCUGCUGGCUGUGUCGGGCGAGGACAGCCUCAACCUGGUGCUAGAGAGCCUGGUGCCGCUGAUCAAGGCUGACCCCGCCGCCGCCGCCCGCGCGCUGCCGGCCCUGGCGCCGCCCGUGCUGGCGGUGUGGAGCCGCCACGUGUCAGACCCCCUCAUCGCCGAGUCAGCGCUGGAGGUGCUGGCGGCGUUGGCGAGAGUGCCGGCCUGCCUGGGGCCGCUGGCGGCGCAGGCGCUGCCGGUGCUGGCGGGGGUGGUGAGGGCGCCGGCGGAGCAGCCCGACGGCCUGGUGGCUGCCUGCCUGGGCCUGCUGGCCCGGCUGGUGCGGCCAGGACGGCGCGAGGUGGUGGCGGCGGCGGCGGGCGCCGUCACCGGCCCACUGCUGGCGCUGCUGCCGGGCGGCGCGUGGGCGGCGGCGGACGACAGCAGUGGCGGUCUGGCACACGCUGCCACGGAGCUGCUGGUAGAGCUGCUGCGCGCGGGGCGGGAGGAGACGCUGGUGUGGGCGGCACCGUCGCUGCCGCCGGCGCCAGGCGCGGCCGCGACGGGCGGCGCGGCGGCGGGCGGCGCGGCGGCGGAGUCUCCCGCCGCCGCUGCUGACCGGGUGUGGGCGGCGCUGCUGGGUUCGUGCCACCGGCUGCUGGACCCCCGGGCGGACGAGUACACCACGGCGCUGGCAGGCGACCUGGCCUAUGCGCUGGUGUCCUGCCUGCCCUCCCGCGCCGCGCAGCAGCCCGCGCUGGGCGCCCUGCUGGGAGCCUGCGCCGCCAAACUGGCGGCCAGCAACCUCAGCCCGCUGGUGGGCGGGCUGAUCACCGCCCUGAGCGCCAUGGCAGUGGCGGGCGGCGCGGCGGGCUGGGUGGACGCGCUGGCGGGCCUGCAGCUGGCGCUGCCCGCCGCCGGCACCAGCGGGGCAGCGGCUGCAGCGGGGGCAAAUGGGGCAGCGGGGGCGGCGGGGGCGGCAGAUGGGCAAGCCGCCUCCUCCGCCGCCACCACCCCCACCACCACCACCGUCAGUGCGCUGCAGGCAGUGCUGCCGAUCAUGCUUGAGCGACAGGGCUGUGUGCGCGGGCGGCUGGCCUCCAAGACCGCCUGCCUGGCGCUGUUGGAGCUGUUGGGCAGCCGCCACCCACUGCUGGGGGCAGUCAUGGUGCGGGGCCGGCGGCAGGACCUGUCCGGCGGCGUCAGGACGCGGAAGCAGGCGGCGGCGGCGGGCGGCGAGCAGUGGACGCAGGUCCCGGCGGCCGUGAAGAUGGUGGCGGUGGUGGCCGAGCUGCUGGUGGAGCAGCCCUGGGCGCAGGGCGGCGAUGACGGUUCCUUUGCUGGCGAGGACGACGACGACGAGGACGGAUCCUUCUUUGCUGAUGAUGAGGAGGAGGAUGACGAGGACGAUGAGGAGGGCAGCGAGGAGGCCGCGGAGGAUGCAGACCUGCAGAGCGCCACUGCGCUGAGCCUGUCGGGCAAGGGGAUAAAUCAGCAGGAGCAAGCGCACAUGGACGCGCACAUAAACCGCAGCCGCACGCCCGCAGCCGACUCAGCGCUGGUCACCGGCGGCGCAGCCGACCCGUCCGGCGGCGCCGCCUCCGCCUCAGCUGCCGCCGCCGCCGCCGCGGGAGCCGCGUGUGAGGGCGGCCCUCGUGACCCCAUCGCGGACCUGGACCUGCGGGUGGCAGCGGCCAACACGCUGCGCGCUCUGAGGUCGGGUGCCGACACGGCGCCGCUGCUGGCCCUAGCGAUGGAGCUGCUGCCGCCGCGGCGGCAGCAGCAGGUGGCGGAGGCGCUGCAGGCGUAGCGCGGCCGGGGUGGCGUGGGUGGGGUGUGGGUGUGGGGGCAUGGCUGUGGGUGUGGCGGUGGGUGUGGCGGCGUGGCAGGGCGGCGGCGCCAUGACGGCGUGACGUGCGUGGCGGCGACCUGGGUUGGAGAUUGCGACGGAAGGGGUGCGUGUGCGUACGGUAUGUGUGCUGUGUGUUAAAGAGCACAAGGAAAACAUUGCGCAAAGACAGUGUGCUGUGUGUGUACUGUAUGACCUGCACAUUGCUGCUCGGAAGCUGUUGUUGCACGGAUUAGGCUGGGGUUAUGCCCGUGUCAGUCGGCUGUGCUUCCGUACCAGUACCUGUUUGGCUGUUCAGUUUUUGGCGUACUCUGAAGUCUGCUGGCUCCCACGCUGACGUUGCGUGUGCAAGUAUGUUGGCCUGGGCAAGACAGUUGCCUGACGGGCCAUGUGUACGUGGAUUGGGUGCGGCACUGCUGGGUUUUGCGUGUGUGUCGAUGGGUUGCGGUUGAUGUACAGUGUACAUGAAAGAUACGAGCACUGAGGCAGGCGCUGAGAGAAUGCGGAGCGGACGGAGGGCGGUCUGAAGGCACAGCUAGCACGGCUGGCUGCUAUCAGGGUAGCAGUUGAGGUGUCUCAAUUGAUGGCAGGGGUAGGCAACCGGGCGGGGCGUUUGUGUGCGGAGCCACUUGACCUGCAUGACUCGGCGGGUCUCCGGAGGUGAUGGCGGAGGACAGAGUUGAAGAUAGAAGGUAGGUACGGUUAGUGCUGAAGGGCCCGGCGAGCCCCCAGUUGACACCGAGCGAGUGGGGUUUCGCCGAAUGCGAACUAGACGAGGCCCCCUUUUAUCGACGAUCCUUUUAACAAUAACAAUGCGGUACCGCCCCCUGGUUGCCAUUACUUUUAACGGCCUGUAGCAGACACAUCUAGCGGGCCCUCUCGCUAACGUGGAGUAAGUGCAAGAGGCCUUGAGUCAGGUAAGUCAGUGCUGAAUUGUACGACUGCCGUCGGCGCAAGCAUCGAUUGUGGCACCGUGUUGACUGUUGAGCAUCCUUGAUUGGAUACCAGAUGGCUAACCUGCGAUCAAACAGACAUAGACAGACCUGACAGACACACCUGCAAACUCAUCGUAUCACGGCACCUGCCCGGACCAAUCUUGCCUUGACGCAGCAAAUUGCAUGUUGGGCUGGGAAUACGCUGCACACGACGUAACCCUGCCCCUUGCCCAUGCUAUACCCGGGCCGACGCUGACGGUUUGCGGUAUCAGAGCACGGUCAUCAUGCACGUGGAUAUCCCGCGCCUUAAGAAGCCAGUUGCAGCAUUGGAUGGUAGGCGGGGCCGGCCAGAGCGCUGUGCGUGAUCGGUGACAAGCUGAACUGCGACGCAGCGACGGCACGCAGUCCAGCGGCAUGUCUGUCCUGAAAGCGUAAGGGCAGCAGUGUUGUAUGUCCGCAACGUGCCUUUGUAACACCAUGGCCAA